GCUCUCUGGCCCCUGGGCCCCUCCCCCAGCCCCUCCCACACCCCCACUCCUGCUCCCUCCUUCCCUGGCUCUCCAUGUCACCAUCUGUGGCACAAUCCUUCUCUGUCACUCUCUCUGCCACCCCCUCCUUCCCCUUCCUCCUUCCCCGCUCUCUAUCCCUGCCUCUCUCCGCAUCUCUCCCUCUCUUCCCUUCUCUCGCUCUCUUUCCUCCUCCUUUUAUUCUCACUGUCACGCAUUUCUCAUCACUCCCCCUCAUUCUGGCUUUCCACCCACUCACUGUCCUCUCUCUCUCUCCCUCUCUCUCCACCUCCGACCGACCCCCCUUCCCUCUAUCUCUAUUGGCUCCUAUCAUCCCCUGCUCCCCAUUUCUCUUCUUUCCUUGGGAGGCUUCUCCCUCCAUCCCCACCCCAGGCUCCUGCUUGCAGACCCCAUCUGCGUCCCUGCCCUCCAGCCAGGACAUGUCCUGGAGAUGAGGGGGGACGCACCACGCACCAGCGGGAAGUCAGGGCUGGAGACCAGAUGGAAGAGGCUCUGUGGGCAGACGUGGCCACUGCGGGCCUAGGAGGGGGCCUGGGCCGCAAGCGGUCUAGAAGGGGGCACUGUGCGGGGACCCCAGCUAAGGGGUGCCCUGGGGGCAGCUGGGGACUGUGCAGGCAGAAGGGACAACAGAAUGAUAACCAGCUUGGCAGCAAGGAGGGGAUCCCUCACCCCACGGACAGCUCUCGGAUCUGGGAAUCACUGCAGGGCCGUGUCGGAGCUGGACGCGGCCAGAUGCAUCGUGCUGCGUGGCCUCCUCCGCUCACGCGCCGGCUUUCCUGAGCCCCCUGUCUGUGCUGGGCGCCGUGCUCUGCACGCUCCCGUGUAAUCGCAGCCACCCCGGGAGGCCGAUAGCGGACUGCUGACCGCCCUCCCUCCGCCAUGGACCCCCUUGGCUAUCCUUCCCCGGUGCCCGCCACCUCGGAACCCGAGAACGCCUCGGCCUGGCUCCUGGACACCACCCUGGGAAACGUGUCCGUGGCCCCGAGCGCGGCCGGCCUGGCCGUCAGGGGCGUCCUCAUCCCACUGGUCUACCUGGUGGUGUGCGUGGUGGGCCUGCUGGGCAACUCCCUGGUGAUCUACGUGGUCCUGCGGCACACGGCCAGCCCGUCGGUCACCAACGUCUACAUCCUCAACCUGGCGCUGGCCGACGAGCUCUUCAUGCUGGGGCUGCCCUUCCUGGCCGCCCAGAACGCCCUGUCCUACUGGCCCUUCGGCUCCCUCAUGUGCCGCCUGGUCAUGGCCGUGGACGGCAUCAACCAGUUCACCAGCAUCUUCUGCCUCACGGUCAUGAGCGUGGACCGCUACCUGGCGGUGGUGCACCCCACCCGCUCGGCCCGUUGGCGCACCGCCCCCGUGGCGCGCGCCGUCAGCGCGGCCGUCUGGGUGGCCUCGGCUGUGGUGGUGCUGCCCGUGGUGGUCUUCUCAGGUGUGCCCCGGGGCAUGAGCACCUGCCACAUGCAGUGGCCCGAGCCCGCGGCGGCCUGGCGCGCCGGCUUCAUCAUCUACACGGCCGCGCUGGGCUUCUUCGGGCCCCUCCUGGUCAUCUGCCUCUGCUACCUGCUCAUCGUGGUCAAGAUGCGCUCGGCGGGGCGGCGGGUGUGGGCGCCCUCGUGCCAGCGGCGGCGGCGCUCCGAGCGCAGGGUCACGCGCAUGGUGGUGGCGGUGGUGGCGCUCUUUGUCCUCUGCUGGAUGCCCUUCUACGUGCUCAAUAUCAUCAACGUGGUGUGCCCGCUGCCCGAGGAGCCCGCCUUCUUCGGCCUCUACUUCCUGGUGGUGGCGCUGCCCUAUGCCAACAGCUGCGCCAACCCCAUCCUCUACGGCUUCCUCUCCUACCGCUUCAAGCAGGGCUUCCGCCGGGUCCUGCUCCGGCCUUCCCGCCGGGUGCGAAGCCAGGAGCCCCCCGCUGGACCUCCGGAGAAGACAGAGGAGGAGGAGGAGGAGGCAGAGGACGAGGAUGGAGAGGAGGGUGGGGAGAAGGGGGCUGGGAAGCAGGGGGACGCGAAGGAGAUGAAUGGCCGGGUCAGCCAGAUCACACAGCCUGGCACCAGCAGGCAGGCGCUGCCUCCCAGCUGUGUGCCCAGCAAGGAGCAGCAGUCCCUGCCCCAAGAGCCUUCCGCGGGGGAGAGGCCGGGCGCCCUGCACAUCAGCUGCCUGUAGGGCCGGUGGAGGGCCAGCGCGGCCCAAGCACAGAGCACAGGCUGUGGGUGCGUCUCGGGCCUGCCACCCAAGGUGCCAGGGGCCCGUGAUGGGCUGUUCAGAUCCCACUGCUGCUGAAACUCGCUGUGUGACCUCCGACAGGUCACUUGCCCUCUCUGGGCCUCGUGUCCUCCUCCGUGACUCAGGGAUGGGAGUCAUCAGUCUAGACAAGCGCUGCCGGAUGAGAAGGCUGGAGGGACAUGACCGCUGGGCUGACCUUCCUGAGGGGGGCCCAGGUUAAGGGGAGAGGUGCAGACUGGCGUCCCCUUCAGAGACAGAGCAUCCUGGUGGGUUGGCCUGAGUCUGGGUCCUCAGAGGAUGAACCAAGGCCUGGAUUUCCUGGGCUCAGAGUCAGGUUCAUAGGAGAGGGGCUGGGGCCCAGGUUCACAGGGAGCUGGACCAGCACCACCCCCCCCCAAGCUCCCAGUAGAAGAAAAUCUUGCCCCGUGGGGGGUGGGUGUGAGGCGGCUCAGGCCCGCAUCAGCUCUCCUCUAUUGCUGCAAGGCCUUGAGGCAGCUCUUCUCUCUGGGCUGCAGGCCUCACCUGCUGAACACCCAGUAACCUCUAGGCCCUCUUGCCAGACGGUCGGGCCAGGACUCCUGUGAUCCUGGACUGGAGAAGAAGCAAAUUUUCCAAGAAGCUCAUUAAGUCCAGCUGCAGGGUCCCUUGCUGCUUGGGCCCUCUGAGUCCCUGAGCCUAAUUUUGUACUUGGAAUUUUGUAUCACUUUUCUUAAAGAGGGACCCCACAUGCAUAAGCUUAGGCCACCCGAAGCCUAGCUCGGGCCCUGCUGAGGGCAGCCCACGAAUCCCCAAAGCAGCUCACUUGUGUUCGGAGCCUGGAGCGGGGAGGGGGGUGUCUCUGGGUCUGUGAGAGCUCACAGGAGAAGAAUCCCUGUGCUUCCCCUCUCGCUGACCUAGGCAGGGACCUGACCAGGAGACCGGCACGGAAGGGCAGAGAGUAAGACAGUGAGUGCUGAGAGGAGGAGGAGGAAGAGGAGGACAGGAGGGAGGAGGAGGAGGGAAGGAGGAUGCGGGUGGAGGAUAGAUCUGUUCCAUGACCUUGGAGCUGUCCUUGGCCCCUCUGGACUGAGCCCAGUUGCUGCAUCAAUGAAACUGAGUUGCCUGGCCCAACAGUCCCAAGAAAACGAUGCCAUCAGGUGGGAGAGCAAAUGCUCUGAAUGGCACAGGGCCAGCCCCUUGAGGCCGAUCAGUGCUGGGAAGAGGGGCUGGGCCUGGCCUGUGCUGAGAAGCAGGGCCUGGUAGAACGGAGCAGGCCUCUCGCCCUCUGAAUCCCCCGGGCUGCCGGCUGGAAAGGCCCAGGGAAGACAAGACAAGACAAAAAAGUGGGACCACAGGGCCCUCCCUGGUUUGGCUCAGUGGAUAGAGUGUCAGCUCGUGGGCGGAAGGGUCCUGGGUUCGAUUCCAGUCAAGGGCACAUACCUCCAUCCCGGCCCUGGUCAGGGCACAUGCGGGAGGCAACCAGCCGAUGUGUCUCUCUCAUGUUGCAGUUUCUCUCUCUCCGUCUCACCCCUCCCUUCCACUCUCUCUAAAAAUCAAUGGAAAAAUAUCCUCGGGUGAGGAUUAACCACCACAACAAAGGUGAGACGACAGGGAGAGACCACUGCCCAAGGCUGGCCUGGACCGGCCUGGACUCCCUCCCCCAGGUGACCCCUGAGAGCCACAGUGAGACCGGCCCCGGGGAGGGUGGUACCUCUGGCUAAAUCGCCCAAACCCUCCACCUGCAGGGGCAAGGGGUCCUCAGGGAAAGCGCACGGACCACAGCUUGGGGGACCCACAUCUUCAACUCACCUCAGAUCCUGGCCAGCCGCGACCUCUCCGGGCCUCAGUCUCCCCAUCAUAAAAUGGAGGUGGCUGUCCCAGCUUGCCUGCCUCCUUGGAUUUGGGGAGGACAAUAAGUCACAUCAGGUAAACUGCCACACACCCUGAAGGUGGGGGGGUGACCCCCUUCUCCUUCACCUCUGUAUCUGGGCCUUGGGGGUGAGGACAUGACGAAGGUGGACUUGGGGGUCAGAGGCUCAGGGAGACAGGGCCUGGAGGAGUGUUUCACCACCUUAGGGGACCCGGGGGUCCAAGUGCAGAGGCCGCCCCACCUUCCUGAUUCCUGGGACAGGGAGGGAAGCCUGUUCUGCAAGGGUGGCUGGGAGGCCCCUUAGAGAAAUUCUUUGCCGCUUCUGCCCCUAGCUCUCGUCAAUAAAGAUGGUGGCACAUGACAA
This is a messenger RNA of Myotis daubentonii (Daubenton's bat), 4469 nucleotides long. RefSeq names its product somatostatin receptor 3 (gene SSTR3). NCBI's taxonomy places the organism in Eukaryota, Metazoa, Chordata, Mammalia, Chiroptera, Vespertilionidae. The record is from RefSeq and is a predicted model, not a curated record. Gene Ontology annotation, cellular component: plasma membrane; neuron projection. Gene Ontology annotation, molecular function: neuropeptide binding; somatostatin receptor activity. Gene Ontology annotation, biological process: neuropeptide signaling pathway.